AUGGGAGGAGGGUGUAGACCAAACCAUACUGUUGCUCCGGGGUCGAGGAAACAGUAUAUGAAUGGGCGCCGACGAGCUGUCUGCUCCCCCACACAAAUUCCCGCCUCUAUUCUCCCAAUCCUGGAGUCGUGGGUGCCGAAUUUAUCGCGCGCUUCUCAGUUUGUGUAUCUUCAGCUGGUCUCAACCACACAAGCAACAUCUCACUCCUUCAACCCGCUCUCGCUCCUGCCCGGGCUGUUCACCCUGACCCCUCUCACGACUAUCGCCCAGCGCACCGCCCUGCGUGGCACCUCUUCACUUGACCCUCUCGUUCUCGCUCCCGGCCUGCAUCUCCAGCCCACAGCCAAUGACCUCCACAAGGGAGAGUACCCAGCUUGUGCCGCCCUCACAUCAGGCUACGUCUUCCGCGUCGAGAACCCAGCGACCGUAUAUUUCCUCCAGUGCGUCGGCCGCACAGGCUGCCUAACUGAUCUUAAGGUUUCGGCCCAGGCUUCGUUGUCGCGCUACUUGCCGAGCCGUGAUGAGGCGCUGGCAUCAGUUGGCUACUACGCCGCAGUUGGUUGUGGUCUCUUCGCUGCUCAGAGAGUCUAUGCACUUGACGAUAUCUGGGGCUUGUUCUUUAUCUCUAACCUGAUGCUCACCCGCCUCAUCAACUUUGUCGUGCUCCGUCGCCGCUCACAGCCAGGCUGGUUCGGUGCACCAGAACCAGGUGUCCAGGGCGACCUAUUCAUUCUCCUGUCGCAGGACCGCUGGGUGCGCAUUCGCGGGCCAGUCGACGAUCUCAAGGCCCUCACAUCUGGGACGUGGUUAAGCGAGCCCACAACGCUCGACAGGUUCUUUGGCGCUGUAGCCAAGCUGCUCGUUUAUGCGAACGUAGCUGUCGCGGGGAAUGCGACCGACGCUGGCGUUUAUACCAUCGCGUCCAUGUUGCUCGUCAAUGGCGGGCUGAUGGCGUUGGAUAAUCUUCGGAUCCGGCGGUUAAAUAUGUAUGGGAGGACGAUGGAAGUUGUGGGUGAGCCGAAGAGGUACUCCAGGAGGAGAACUUUAGCGGAGCAGUUGAUUAAAGAGUCGGGGAGGGAUGAUUGGGCCGUAGCGAUGGGCUUGAUUGUUAAGGAUAAAGCGUCGACGGAGAAGGACGAGGGGACGAGGGUGAUUAUGUGAAGUUAUUCUGCUGAAGUCAGGUUACAGAGUAGGGUGUUGACCCGAGAAACGCGUCAGAAUGAGAUUGCAAUGAGUAAAUUGUAUCGCAUGGUUAGAGCUGAUUGAUGGUGGAGGGCAUGGAGGAGUCAAUUAGGUAGUGAGAGACGACCUAGGUAGAUUGAGGUGUAAGGUAUCUAGAGCGAGAGAGAGAUCAGAGGUAAAUAUAUAGUAGCUAAAAGAGCGCUAGUCCUAAACAGGAGAAGGGUAAGAGGUGAAAGACCC
Lindgomyces ingoldianus is the source of this 1422-nucleotide messenger RNA. RefSeq lists its product as uncharacterized. NCBI's taxonomy places the organism in Eukaryota, Fungi, Ascomycota, Dothideomycetes, Pleosporales, Lindgomycetaceae. The coding region runs from base 1 to 1161 and encodes 386 amino acids. The transcript has 4 exons. The record is from RefSeq and is a predicted model, not a curated record.